AUGUGUGCGCCUCGAUGCCUAUUGCGUCCGAUGGAAAAAGAUCCCAUGCAAUAUCAUCCUCUCAUUUUCAGUGGUUGGUACCUUGGAUUUAACGGAUCCACAUGUUACUGACCUUAGAGGGCAGUACUACAGACCGAGUAUAUAGUCGCCACUCGCCAGUCUGCUUUUAUCAGAGAAGAGAGCAUCAGUAGUAGUAGCUUGUGCGGCAUAAAAUGGAAGGAGACAUCUCCAGCCUCCCGACCAAAAGGGUUGCUGUGGUCACCGGCGGCAACAAAGGGAUCGGGCUGGAGGUGUGCCGGCAGCUGGCCGCCGACGGCAUCACGGUUGUUCUGACAGCCAGGGACGAGACGAGGGGCGUGGAGGCCGCCGAGAAGCUCAGAGGGAUGGGCCUUUCCUGUGUCAUCUUCCAUCAUCUGGAGGUCACGGACAGUUCCAGCGUUUCUCGGUUGGCUGAUUUCUUGACGACUCGUUUUGGCAAGCUAGAAAUACUGGUGAAUAACGCAGCAGUUAGCGGGAUGGAGCACGCCCAAAGAGUAGAUACUAACGAGGAACAGUUCGUUGGCAUGGACAAGCAACAGAGACUUGAAUGGUUGAAUAAACAAGGCCGGGAGACGUACGACGCCGCAAAGAACGGCGUGCAGACGAACUACUACGGCACGAAGCUUGUAAUCCAAACCUUGCUGCCUCUGCUCCUGCAAUCCUCCGGCGAAGGAAGAAUCGUUAACGUCUCCUCCGACGCUGGACUACUAAGAUGGCUCGUCAACAACGAGGAUCUGAGGAAGGAGCUGGACGACGUUGAUAACCUCACCGAGGAACGGCUGGACGAGGUGCUGGACAGCUUCCUGAAAGACUUCGAGGCCGGCGCGCUGGAGGCGCACGGGUGGCCGACGGCGCCGUUCGUGGCGUACAAGAUGGCCAAGGUGGCCAUGAACGCGUACACGAGGAUCUUGGCGAGGAGGCACCCGGAGCUGCGCGUCAACUGCGUGCACCCGGGCUACGUCAAGACGGACAUGACCAUCAACUCGGGGUUCCUGACGCCCGAGGAGGGCGGGAGGAACGUCGUGACGGUGGCCCUCCUGCCGGACGGCGGCCCGACCGGCGCGUACUUCGACGAGGGCAGGGAGGCGUCAUUCCUGGAAUGACGGCGGAGAGGUCUCAAAAACGAGGCCCAUUGAAGACGGAUGAAAGCAAGUUUAAUAGUAUAGGCAACUUAUGGCUCUAAGGGAUGUUUGGUUGAUGUCUAAUCUUAUUAUAACUAAGUUUAAAUUAGUUGUGGCAUGGUGGCACAAAUGUGGCUUAGAAAUAGUUGGCCACAAGUGUGGCAUGCUUAGCUCUAAAUUUUAGAGUAUGACACGUGGGUCUCAAAGUUAAGAAAGUGUGGCAUAACACAAUUGCGGCAGCGAACCAAACACAUGCCUAAAAAAUUGUGGCA
Messenger RNA from Oryza sativa Japonica Group (Japanese rice), 1432 nucleotides. RefSeq names its product salutaridine reductase. The record is from RefSeq and is a predicted model, not a curated record. NCBI's taxonomy places the organism in Eukaryota, Viridiplantae, Streptophyta, Magnoliopsida, Poales, Poaceae. Gene Ontology annotation, cellular component: membrane.